AUGGCUCAACCAAUGCAACAUUCACAAUCGAUAUGGAACGAAAUUGAUUUAUCACAGAGAUUUAGUCAACUAUCCAGUUCACCUCAGCACCCGAAGAAGAAGCAGAAGAACAAAGUAUCAAAACAAAGAAAGAUUAUUCCUUAUACAGAACUCGAUCUGCAACAAUUAAUUGGAGUCAAUAUUCAUCAAGUUCCACCUUAUUUAUGUAGUUCAAAUGAAUCAUUUAAAGAAACGAUUCAUGAUAUACGACCAAAAAUCAGUCAAAAUCAUUUGGAAGAAUUAAGACAUGUUGCUAUUCUUAUGUAUAAAAUGUUAUUAAUCGAAAAACUACAAACUCUUUGGAUAACAUAUAGAAAAUCAGGUAUGGGUGAAUUUCAACAAACACGAUCAACGAAUGAAGUCUCUCUGAAAAUUUGGCCGUUCGAAAUUUGUUCUCGCAUAAAAUAUAUUGAAAAUGCAAACACAAGUGCAGAUGAAAAAUGUCAACUAUUUGUUGAUCAUUGUCAAAAGAAAUUGAAUGAUCAAAAUGAAAUAUAUCGAAAUCAAUUACGAUAUCGAACAAGUCAUAUCAUGGAUUAUACAUCGGCAAUGGAAUUAACUAUUGAAAAUUUUGUAAAACAAAGGUUCAGAUAUCAAUCUAUUGAAUAUGAUUGUCAAAUAUCACUCGUUCAAUAUCAUUACACUGAUGCAGUACUAAAACGUCAAUAUUUGAUUGAACAUCCCAAUGAAAACCAAAUACAAAUUUUCAAAGGUCUCUGUAAGUUAAAAUAUGAAGAAGCUAUCACGAAAUAUCAUUUUAAUUCACUCAAACAAUGUAUUCCUGAACAUUUUACUUUGAAUUCUACUCGAAAUCAACUCAUUGGAAAAUCAUCAGUGAUUGAUAGUAUUCAAGAUGCAAAUAUGCGAAAGAAAUUGUCCAAACAUUACAUCCAAAUUGUUGAACAAGCUAAAGCUGAUAUAAUGAUACUAGCAAGAGAUACAGCCGAAAGACAAAUGCGUCAGUAUCAAAAACAAUACGAUAUGGAAAUGAAUCAAAUGUGGCAACAUGAAAAAAUUAUACCAACUGAUCAACGCUUAACUUCAACGAUGAUCGAUUUGAUGGGAAAACGUUUAGUUAAUAUUGAUGCACGCACCGAAUAUAUCUACAAAUGCAAAGCUCAAUUAUUUCAAGUUAAAACAAAUAUUCCAUAA
This is a messenger RNA of Rotaria socialis, 1191 nucleotides long. The record is from the annotation of a GenBank genome assembly. NCBI's taxonomy places the organism in Eukaryota, Metazoa, Rotifera, Eurotatoria, Philodinida, Philodinidae.